This is a messenger RNA of Topomyia yanbarensis, 1189 nucleotides long. RefSeq lists its product as uncharacterized. Lineage: Eukaryota; Metazoa; Arthropoda; Insecta; Diptera; Culicidae. The record is from RefSeq and is a predicted model, not a curated record. The coding region runs from base 324 to 1016 and encodes 230 amino acids. The transcript is spliced from 3 exons.
AAGAAAACAUUGAAAGCGAUUUGAAGGAAAUAGUCCACUACCUGAAGAAAAUUAACAUACAUCUCUAACAUGAACAACCAACGCAACAUAUACCAACCACCCAAACACACUAUCACCGAUGCAUACCCAGACUACAAACGGCGAGAUGGACCGUGAACGGUCUUAGCCGUCAAGCUCACUUGACACAGCAAAGAAAAAAAAAACGGUAAAACUAACGGUUUUUUAGCAAACGCGAGUAGGUUGCGCAAAUUGGUUCAUGAAGGUUCGAAUAUAAAUGGCUGUGUGAAAAGUCUAACGGAGGUUUUCAUAUUGUUGAUAGUGAAAUGUUCGCCAAAUUAUUGAAGUGCUGUUGGAAGGGAUCAACUAAAUUACCAGCUCCAAAAAAAUUGAUGAAAAAUGUGCCAGUCGAAAUUAAUUCACAAAAUGUGGCAGGCAAGCGCAAGGUAAACUUGUUUCGACGCACUAAAGAGGAAGAGAUCUUGCUAUUGGAAAAGCGUUACUUGAAAAAAUAUCUUCGCUACUACAAACUGUAUGUCCACGGGAUGACACUCGAAAAAAUGAGAAUUGCGAAGCGCUUCCUAGAGGCGUCCCUAGAACCGGAGGAACGACUUGUCGAUGAGAUGGCCAGCUCGCUCUCACAAUCCGGCACACAGUGCACCUGCUUUUGCUUUAAAUCCAAUUCUGAAGCUGUUCCGAAAUCGAACGUGCGACGUGUUACCUUUCAGCAGGAUAUGGUUCAAUCACGGUACAUAGAUGAUUACGAUGAUGACGCAGGCGAUAAUUCCGAGCUACCAUCGGUGGCAGACAAUAAGGUAUUGUCGAGUUUUAAAACUGAGAAUUUGACAGAACAACUGAGUGAUAAGUCGUAUCUGCCGACCAUAAACCAUUUAUACGAAUCUAGUGUAGGGAUAGAUUUUGACGCUUCUUUGACGGAUAUGGAAUUUGACCUGGGACCUUUCCUCAUUGGUAGUUGCAACGGUCCGACCUACAUAUCUUUCGAACAGCCAGAGCCAUGACGGUACAUUUAAUGUUAAUAUUUUAGUUUAUUUUUGUAAAUUGUAUAUCUUAUGAUAUUUCUGUCAUAUGAUGGUUUUUUUGUAAAUAAGUAAAUUAUCAAUGGAUCUGAAGCCAAGAAAAAUGUCAUACUGAUUGAAUGUCAGUUUAAGACUUCGUGGAAAUAAAAUUUAUU